Molecule: messenger RNA, 2090 nt
Organism: Odocoileus virginianus texanus
Lineage: Eukaryota; Metazoa; Chordata; Mammalia; Artiodactyla; Cervidae
Gene: GATA5
Product: GATA binding protein 5
Biological process (GO): cell fate commitment; positive regulation of transcription by RNA polymerase II; negative regulation of transcription by RNA polymerase II
Cellular component (GO): nucleus
Molecular function (GO): RNA polymerase II cis-regulatory region sequence-specific DNA binding; zinc ion binding; DNA-binding transcription factor activity, RNA polymerase II-specific
Source: RefSeq, a predicted model, not a curated record
UCGCGAAACUGCAAGGACCCCGGCUUUCAGACUGCAGCCCGCCGCCCGCCGCGCCCUCGCGCCUUCGGAUCCCCACGACCAGCGGGCGAGUACCGCAGCCGGGCCCGGCCGCUCGCCCCUACCCAGCCGGGCUCCUUCUCCCAGAGCCCAGAGCCUGCGCCCUGCGGACCCGCCGGUUUCUCCUUCUCUGCGCCCACUGAGCCCACCUGGGAACCUCGGAAGCCCCGGCUGUGAAAGAGGUCAAGGCCACGCCAGGGAAGAUGUACCAGAGCCUGGCGCUGGCCCCGAACCCCAGUCAGACCGCCUACGGGGACUCAGGCGCCUUUCUGCACACGCCGGGCGCCGGCUCCCCGGUGUUCGUGCCGCCCGCGCGGGUCCCCUCCAUGUUGCCCUACCUGCCGGCGUGCGAACCUGGCCCGCAGGCUCCCGCAAUUACCGCGCACCCCAGCUGGGCGCAGGCAGCCGCGGCAGACUCGUCAGCGUUUGGCUCCGGCAGCCCCCACCCACCGGCCGCUCCGCCGCCGGGGACCACUGCCUUCCCCUUUGCGCACAGUUCCCCGGGACCCGGAGGCGGCACUGGGACCCGGGACAGCGGCGCCUUUCAGGGCGCGAUGCUGGCUCGGGAGCAGUACCCAGCGGCGCUUGGGAGGCCCGUGAGUUCCUCAUACCCCACAGCCUACCCUGCCUACAUGAGCGCGGAAGUGGCCCCGUCCUGGACUUCUGGACCCCUGGACGGCAGCGUCCUGCACAGCUUACAGGGCCUCCCGGCUGGCCUCCCUGGCCGCAGGGCCACCUUCGCAGCUGAGCUCCUGGAGGAGUUCCCGGGCGAGGGGCGUGAGUGCGUCAACUGCGGGGCCCUGUCCACGCCGCUGUGGCGCCGCGACGGCACCGGCCACUACCUGUGCAACGCCUGCGGCCUCUACCACAAGAUGAACGGUGUCAACCGGCCCCUCGUGCGGCCGCAGAAGCGCCUGUCCUCGUCCCGCCGGGCUGGCCUCUGCUGCACCAACUGCCACACCACCACCACUACCCUCUGGCGGCGCAACGCAGACGGCGAGCCAGUGUGCAACGCCUGCGGGCUCUACAUGAAGCUGCACGGGGUACCACGGCCCCUGGCAAUGAAGAAAGAGAGCAUCCAGACACGGAAACGGAAGCCAAAGAACAUUGCCAAGACCAAGGGCUCCUCAGGGUCUGCAGGGCACACCACAGCCUCCCCACCAGCCUCUGUCCCUGACCCAGAGGUUUCAGCAGCCACUUUGAAGCCCGAGCCCAGCCUGGCAUCCCCGUCAUGCCCCGGGCCCAGUGUCACCUCCCAGGGCUCUGCACAGGUGGAUGACCCCCUGGCCCCCAGCCACUUGGAGUUCAAAUUCGAGCCUGAGGACUUUGCUUUGCCUUCUGCAGCCCUGGGCCAGCAGGCUGGCCUUGGCGGGGCCCUGCGCCAGGAGGCCUGGUGUGCACUGGCCUUAGCCUAGGUACCUGGGCACCCCAUGGACCCAUCUUGCUGCCUCUUUACUCCAACACAAAAGGAGACUACCAGGCCUGCUGCUAGAAGAGACUGGAGCCAGCUGGACCUGGAAGAGCUGGGUGUCCCUCAACGUGGCGGCCAUGGCCUAUGUAGAUGGGAGGAGGGCUCAAGCCCCCUCCCUGGACAGCAAGGGACCUUCAAGUGAUGUGCAAGGCUCUGGCUGACCCAGGGCUCCCAGCCCCCACUUGAAUUCCGUCGUCAACACUUGCCAUCGUCAUGUUUACAGGUUGUAGCAGCAGGAAAAAACACCUUCCUGUUGUAAAACCAAGAUUACAGGUGAAACGACUGAGGCCAGGCAGCAGCGGGGGCCGAGGGGGCUGCCAGACACGGGGCUUCCCUGGCCUCCUUCAGGCUUCCCACUUCCCAUGUUUGAUGGAUAGAGACACGACAUGGAGACCUUGCCCUCCUUGGAUCAUGGGACAGCCAGGGACAGAUGGCCAGGUUGUACACUGUACCAGGAUGCCACCCCAAGGGGCCAAUCACAUUGUAGUCAUCGUGGACUGGUAUUUAUUUGUAUGGUUUUCCCCAGACAGGGCAGUAAAGAGCCUUCCUUGUUCUGACUGAA